CAUCGGCACUUAUUAACAUCACUUUCCCCAAACAGUCUGCUAAAGGCUACAUGGGGGAAGUUUGUCCGUGUCCUAUUUGUGAACUCACGUACAGCUCUGAUGCCGCGAGAAAGAGGAGGGGACUCGCCCCGUGACAUUCUAUCGCAACACGGGGGAGGGUGUCCCCGGCACGGAACGACCAACCCCCUCGGCCCCCUGGCCCAGGGGGAGGGGAGGGCGCCUGUGGGCAUAAGUGGGGACCCCCAUGCAGAGCCGCGUGGAGACGGAGCGCAGAGCGGACCAGGUGCGGGACGAGAGAGCGAGGGAGCGAGGGAGAAACGCCAAGCGCAAUACGUCCGUGACGUUCGAGGAAGUCGUCCACGGCAGGAGCGUGCCGAGCGGCGGCCGUGUCCCGCGAGGAGGGCGGCAGCUGCCCCAGGAAGCACACAAUGGGCCCGAACGUGCAGUGCGUGGCCGCGUGGGCCCUGUGUCUGCUCCUGCACGCCGCCCUGGUGCAGGCCUGGCCCCAGGUCUUCGACGUAGAGCCGCGCUAUGGAAGUUUGAACGGAGCCACGCGACUCACCAUCUCUGGCACCGGUUUCGCCCAGGAGAGCCAGGUGAGCUUCGGCGACGGGGACUCCCAGCUGGGCAACGCCGUGUUCCUGGUGUCAUGGAGGCACGCGGUGCCAUGUGACGUGGAGAAGGACUCGAGCCACGAGAACAUCAUCAUCUGCUACACACGGCCGCUACUGGAAGACCAGUACAGCGUGCGAGUGACCGUGGACUCGGUGCCUAUCCGCAAGCAGGACAUCUGCAAGGGCGUUCAUAAGAAAUGGGAGUGCACCUUCAACACCAAAAUGUGGAAAACGCCGUACAUCGAAUCGAUCAGCCCCACGUCCGGCCCCCCAGGCACCGUGGUGACGCUGCGAGGAAACGUGUUCACGAGCGUGUACGGCAACAACGUGGCCUUGAGCACCAAUGGGAAGUCCACUCGGGUUCAGAGGGCAUAUGCGGGAGGCAUGCCCUGCGAGCUGCUGCUGCCCAACUCCGACUCCCUGUACCGCCUGGAGCUGGACAAUGAAAAAAGCGACAAGGGUUACUUGUCCUGCAAUAUCACCAGCACCUACAUUGGGCACUUGAACGUGAGCUUCAUUCUCAGUGAUGACUUUGGAAGAUCCUUGCCGGACAAAAGCACGUUCCUUGUGUCGGCCCUUAAUAAGCUGUCAAUGUUCCAGUCAUACGCGGAGGUGGCUGCCGUGUCUCCGGCGGCGGGGAGCCUGGAGGGCGGAACUCUGCUCACGGUCACCGGGCGAUUCUUUGACCAGACGGACGCUCCUGUCCGCGUCCUCGUCGGAGGGCGCAAGUGUCUGGUGACGGCUGUUACGGACACACAGAUCACAUGUCGGACACAACGCUUCGUGCCCUCCAACGCGACCUUCUAUACAGGCGGGCGAGGGCUGCGCCUGGAGAUCUGGAACGGUUCACAACCGCAGAGCUUCGAGAAGAUCGCGCUGCUCAACGCAAGCUCGCCGGGGUACGCGCUCGACACCGUGGACGCCACGUGGAAGCGCUGGGCCACCGGCUGGAACUACUUCACGGCGCGCUUCUCCGGCUUCUUCGUGCCGCCCGAGAAUGGCAGCUACGAGUUCUACGUGCGCGGGGACGACAAAUGCGCGCUGUUCCUCAGCCCAUCCGGCGAUCCGGCAGACAAGGUGAAGGUUGCCUACAGCAACAGGGUGACCCACAGCUACUUUAAAGACGCGUCCCAGAGGUCACCCCCCGUUCAGCUCGUGGCCGGCCAGCCCUGCUACUUGGAGCUGGACUUCCAACAGUUCAACGGCUUGGCGGUGGUGGAGGUGGCGACGUUCCGCGAGAAGACCAUCUACACGGAGCAACAAACCGCCAGCGCCAUCAACCACAUCCAGCUGCUGCGAACAUCCUCCGUGGUGCAGCCCGAGAUACAGGUGGUGAGCCUGGUGGGCUGGCGGGCCGGCGUGCCGUCCGCCGAGGUGCAGGAGCUGACGGUGAGCAGCCCCUGCCUGGGCUCGGCGGGCGACUGCUCGGAUCAGACGUUCCGACUGGCGUUCGCCCGGGUCCGCACGGUGGCUCUGCAAGCGGACGCACGCGCCGAGGACGUGCGAGCGGCGCUGGCGGCCGUGCUGCGGCCCGACGACGUGAGCGUGGAGCGAGCCGAUGUCCCCGAGGGCCUCCGCUUCACCGUCACCUUCGCCUCUGAGCGAGGUGACUUUGAGCUGCUGCAGUGGGAGGUGACGCCGGGCAGCCAGGUGAACGUGAGCGUGCGGGAGCGAGCAACGGGCAGCGCCUCGAUGGCCUCCUUCUCCCUGCGCUGGGACGGCCGCCUCUCCGCCCCCAUCCCCGCCAAUGCCACUCCUGAGCAGGUUCAAGCGGCUCUGGAGGGCGUGAUCAGCAGCCGCUGUCCCCAGGAGGUGUCCGGGAUAUCGGAGACAUUCGCGGUGAAGUUCUUCCGCGACUACGAGACCGCCAGCCCCACGGUCCCUGGCGAGAACAGAGGGCAGCGCACGCUGCACAUGGAGGCCUUCUGCGGGCGCUACAGCCUCAAGAACCCGGCGGUGCUCUACAACGCGGGGGACGCGAGACCGGACGGGACUCCGUACGGCAACAUCUCGCUCAGCAUACACAGACAGCUGUGUGUCGCCAUGUGGGGGAACAUCGCCCCGAAGCUGGGCCUCGCCUUCACGUGGCGGAGCAAGGACGGCGCGAGCCGGAGCAGCGACGAGUGGUUUGACUUCGCGCUCCCAUCGCUCCCCGGGUGGCAGUAUGUGUGCGUAGACCUCCUCUCGCUUCUGCGCUCCGACCAGCGGUUCGCUACGGGGAGCCGGUUCCUUGUCUGGCGCCUCGGCCUGCAGAAGGGCGGCGGCGUGGGCGACUUCGCCGUCGACGCCGUUUAUGUCGGCCAGGUGGCCACCACGGGCAGCCCGGCCGACGUGCUGGCUCGCCGGGUGAGCGGAGCGGCCCCGCCCCUCUCCUCGGUGCUCGUGCAGUCCGAGCCGGCGACUCCGGGCACCUUCACCGUGACUUUCACGCCCCUGCCCUGCGGGCACGGCCUGCCGGUGCUCGAGGCCGCCUUUGCCACGAGGAGCGAGCAGGUCGAAGCCGGCGUGGUGGAGUUCCGUGGCGAGGACUGGCCGCCGGGGGCCGCGGUGCGCGUGGAGCGAGUACAGGCCGCCUCUCCGCCCAUCUCCGGCUCCUUCUCCAUCACGGCCUACAACACCACGCUCCCCGGACUGCCGCAUGACGUGUCGGCCGAGGAGUUGCAGGCCGCGCUGCAGAGCGCCGCCGGCGAGGCCGGGCAGCUGGCGGUGACGCGCGACGCCAGCGGCAGCUGCUCCGGGCACAGCUGGACCAUCAAGUGGCUCACGGCGCCAGGGGCCCAGCCGCUCCUGCAGGUGGACGGUGCAGGUCUGAGGGGCAUCAACGCCAGCGUCAGCGUGACCACGGUGCAGCGCGGGGGACUCCUGCAGCCCAUCCAGGGGGACAGCCUGCGCACCAUCCACAGCACUCCACAGGUGGAGGUCUUCGUGAACAAUGUCCCCUCCAAGUGCGUGCGCGAAUGCGGCUACGCGUGGAGGGCCGAUCUCACGCCGGUUGUCACGGCCGUCCAGCCGGACGCGGGCUCCCACGAGGCUGGCACCGUGGUGACCGUCUCGGGCUCGGGCUUCUCCGCCGACACGGAUGCUGACCGCACCAUGGUGUCGAUCGGGGGCAGCUCCUGCCUCAUCCUCUCCCUCAACGAGUCAGUGCUGGAAUGCCGGGUGCGCAACGGUACGGCGGGCCGGCACGUCGUGGCGGUGUACGUGGCCGGCCGCGGGCUGGCGCGACACGCCGGCGGGACCCACGUGUUCAGCUACGCCCUCAACCUUCUGCACGUGAACCCUGCCAGCGGCAGCGCCGCCGGGGGCACCGGCGUAUCGGUGUCGGGCGCCGGUUUCGGCACGGACGCGCGCGUGGACAUGGGAGGCGUCCCUUGCGAAGUUGUCACCGUGACACCAAACCACAUCUCCUGCCUCAGCCCCCCGGGCUCGCCCGGCGAGGUGAACGUGAUGGUACGGAGCGGUGGAGUGGAGGCCGCGUGGACAGGGACGUUCACUUACGUGGGGGCAAGCGGCGCCGCCAUCACGGCCGUUUCCCCUUCCGUCAGCGGUGUAGCCGGAGGAUCCCUGCUGAACCUGACCGGAGUCGGGCUGGGCGCCGGCAACCGGGGCGGCACGGUGACCGUGGGGGAGGCCGCGUGCCUGGUGCAGCGCUGGACAGAGACCGCCAUCGACUGCCUCCUGCCCAGCCUGCCCCCUGCCGUGUACCCCAUCCACGUGUCGCUCGGUGCCUGGGGAUAUGUGCCCUUCAGCCCUGGCGUGAAAUCCACCGUGGAGUUUGUGCUGAGGGUCACGGACGUGCAGCCACGGGGUGGCUCACUCUACGGCGGCACGCGCGUGACCAUCACGGGCGACGGCUUCAGCUCCAACGCGACAAGCAACAACGUGACCAUCGGUGGCGUGCCGUGCGUGGUGCUCAGCUCGUCGUGGAGUCGACUCGAGUGCCUCUCCCUGGGCACCGCCACCACCCACACGGUCACCAACCGGGGCAUCCACCGCAGCCUGGGCGAGGGCUACGAGUGGAGCGCCCCCGUGCUGGACGUGUUUGUGGGGGACACGGUGGUGUGGCGAUGGUCCUCGCCGCCGUUCCUGCAGGCCGCCGGCUACCGCGUCUACAGCGUGGCCAACGCCUCGACCUCGCAGCCCGAUGGGACCUUCGCGAGCCCCGUCGCGGCGUCCCCGGCGGGCUCCUUCUCGUACACGUUCUCGCGCGAGGGCCGCUACUUCUACACGAGCGGCGCCGUGAAUUCCAAGCAGCUGGAGCUGCGCGGGGCGGUGAGCGUGCGGCGCGCGCCUGCCCGCACCGGGGUGCUGGCCCUCUCGCUGGCCGGGAUCCCCGCCCAGAGCCGGCCAGCGUCGGCCUCCCGUGUGUCCCGGAGAGAGGCGCCGUCCCCCUGCGCGGUCACGAGCAAAGCCGGCGGUGACUGCGGCGCCAAUUCCCUGGAGCCCGACUCGUCCCUCGCCGGCUUCUCCUUCAGCUACGACGAGUGCUUUUCCCCGAGCGUCACCGACAUUUCCCCCCAGUCGGGGACCAUCGACACGCAGCUCCGCAUCGUGGGCACCGGAUUUGCAGCCGUGCCCUGUGCCAAUGAGGUCACGGUGGGUGGGUUCCCGUGCGAGGUGGACAAGAGCUCCGACAACGAAAUCCUGUGUCGAUUGAACCCUCGCGACACCAUGAAUGUGGGGACCGCCCUACCGCUCUCCCUCAUCGUAAACAACCUGGGCGCCGCCGUCGUCAAGACGCGCACCGAGAUGAGCCGCCGCUUCGCGCUGCUGCCCCUGCUGCUCUCCGUGAGUCCCGGCGCCGGCUCGCUGGCGGGCCGCACGCGCCUCACCCUCGAGGGCUCCGGCUUCGGCGCGACGCCGGGCGACGCACUGGUGCUGGUGGGUGGGCGGCCCUGCGCGGUGGUGUCCGUCAACUACACCCGCGUGGAGUGCGACACGGCACCCUCGUCCGUCGAGCUCGCGGUCGAGGUCGGCCUGACGGUGCGCGGGUGGCCGGCCGCCUGCAGAGGAAGAUGCAACUUCAGCUACUCGGCCGAGGCCACCCCCACGCUGAGCGCCGUGUCUCCCGCGGAGGUGACGGCCGCGCGCACGCUCCUGACGCUCGACGGAAGUCGGUUCGGCGCCGACCCGAGCGCCAUCCGCGUCUUUAUCGGCGGCGGCGGCGGCGGCGGCGACGGCGGCGGCGACUGCGUUCCCGUGAAUGUCACGGACACGCAGAUCGUGUGCCAGUCGGGCUCCGUGCGGGCCGGAUCCCACCCCGUGGACGUGCAGGUGUGGAGCCGCGGCAGGGCACGGAGCACGGUGACGGUCCACAGCUUGCCUGCGGCCGCCCUGUCUCCCACGUCGGGCAGCGUGAACGGGGGCACCGCGCUGAACCUCGUGGGGAACGGGUUCGCUCCGGGGAACACCACGGUGUCCAUAGGUGGCGCCCCCUGUGAGAUUCUGACAUCGACCCCCGAGCGCGUCACGUGCCGAACGCCAGCACGGGCGGCCGGCCUGGCCCGUGUGGUGGUGCGGGCUGCGGGAGUUCCCUUCCCCAUGCUGAAGUUCAACUACUCGGCUGCCAACACGCCUGUCAUCACGUCCAUCGCCCCAGCCACCGGAACGGCCGGCCGGCUGGUGACCAUCGCCGGCGCUGGGUUCGGCUCGGACGCGGGGACCGUAACUGUGCUAAUCGGCAGCGCCGCCUGCGCGCUGGAGACUGUCGCCCCGUCCCGGGUGACGUGCCGAGCGGGCGAGCACCCCGGCGGGACCUACGGCGUCUUCCUGCAGCGCUCGCCCAACGGCGUGGCGAGCAGCAGCGCCACCUUCCACUACCAGCAAUUCCUGACGGAUGUGUCGCCAAGCGAAGGCAGCUUCGGGGGACAGCAGAAGAUGAACGUGAGUGGCUCGGGCUAUGACCCGGCGAAGUCGCGCGUGCUGGUGUGCGGCCGGGAGUGCCCGGUGCAGCGUGACGUCAGCACCAGCACCAGCCUCUACUGUCUCGUCCCGCCCAACAACGGCACAGACGCGGAGGAGUCGUGCGCCGUACGCGUGGAGACCGGAGCCGAUGGAGUCGAGCUGCCGGGCGCCUUCAGCUACCGGCGCCGAUUGACCCCCGUGAUAUCGGGGGUGAGCCCGGCACGGGGUGGCACUGCAGGCGGCACGAGGCUCACCAUUGCGGGCGCCCGCUUCAGUGCGGGCGGAGAGAUCGGCGUGAGUGUCGGUGGCACCGCGUGCAUCGUGCGGUCCGUCUCCGACUCGGAGGUCGUGUGCAUGACAGAGGCACACUCGCCCUCCCAGCUGGCGACCGUGCGCGUGCACAGCAGCUCCGGAGAUGCCCUGCCUGAGGGCCCGGCGGAGUUCCUCUAUGUGGACGUUUGGUCGUCGCGGUUCACGUGGGGCGGCGACUCCCCGCCGGAGGAGGGCUCCUUCGCCGUCAUCACGGCCAACCAGACGGUGCUGCUCGACCAGAGUACGCCCGUGCUCAAGAUGCUGCUCAUACAAGGAGGGCGUCUCGUGUUUGAGGAGAAGGACCUGGAGCUGCAAGCUGAGAACAUUCUCAUCACAGAUGGAGGGGCCUUACAGGUGGGCACCGAGGAGGCCCCGUUCCAGCACAAGGCCAUCAUAACCCUGCACGGACACAUCCGCUCGCCCGAGCUGCCCAUGUACGGGGCGAAAACCCUCGGGGUGCGCCACGGCGUCCUCGACCUGCACGGUCGUCCUGUGCCGGUGCCGUGGACGCGCCUGGCCGAGACGGCGGAGGCAGGGAGCACGACGCUGCGUCUGCAGGUGGCGGUCACGUGGGCGCCCGGAGACUCCAUCGUCAUAGCAACGACCGGCGGCAGGCACAGCCAGCGGGAGAACGAGCAGCGCACCAUCGCGGUGGUGUCAGCCGACGGGCGGACCGUGACUCUGCGCGAGCCACUCGCGUUCCGGCACCUGGGGGUGUCGGUGGGGCUGCCGGGCGGGAGGAAGCUGCAGGCCCGGGCCGAGGUCGGCCUGCUGACCCGCAACGUCGUGGUUCGUGGCUCCGAGCAGGUGGCCUGGAGUGAGCACAUCCAGGCCUGUCCGGAAGGCUUCAACACCGGGGAGUUUGCCACGCAGACGUGCUUCCAGGGCCGCUUCGGAGAGGAGAUAGGGAGCGACCAGUUUGGAGGCUGCAUUAUGUUCCACGCCCCGCGGCCCGGCCAGGGAUUGGCCCUUGGCCGUAUUGAACACGUAGAGAUUUACCACGCGGGGCAGGCGUUCCGCCUCGGCCGCUACCCCAUCCACUGGCAUCUUAUGGGCGACGUGGCGUUCCGCUCGUACGUCCGAGGCUGCGCCCUGCACCACACCUUCAACCGAGCGAUCACCAUCCACAACACGCACCAGCUGCUCGUGGAGCGCAACGUGGCGUACAACGUGAUGGGUGGCGCCUACUUCAUCGAGGACGGCAUCGAGCAAGGGAACGUGCUGCAGCACAACCUCGCCGUGUUUGUGCGCCAGAGCACAAGCCUGCUGAACGAUGAUGUCACGCCGGCGGGCUACUGGAUCACCAACCCCAACAACACGGUGCGUCACAACGCGGCCGCUGGGGGCACCCACUUUGGCUUCUGGUACCGCAUGCACGAGCACCCCGACGGGCCCUCCUUCGACCGCAACGUCUGCCAGAAGCGCAUGCCGCUGGGGGAGUUCUUCAACAACACCGUUCACUCGCAGGGCUGGUUUGGCCUCUGGAUCUUUGAGGCGUACUUCCCGAUGCGCGGUGGGGGUUGCAGCUCGGUGGAGCCGGAGCCGGCGCGCUUCGACUCGCUCACCGUGUGGAACUGUGAAAAGGGCGCAGAGUGGGUCAACGGCGGGGCGCUGCAGUUCCACAAUUUCCUCCUCGCCAACAACGAGAACGCCGGCGUUGAAAGUAAACGCGUGAUUUCAGAAUUCGUGGGCGGUUGGGGCGAGAAUGCCGGUGCGCUUCUGAAGGAUGUGGUGGUGGUCGGACAUCUGGAUGAGCUGGGCCUGGGUCCAAAUCACUGCACGGUACAUGGGUUAAUUCUGCCAUUCAACGAAGGGCUGACAGUAUCGGGGGCACAGUUUGUGAACUUUGACCGUCGAAGCUGUGCGGUCUUUGGAGUGACUUCCAUCCAGGGAGUGUGCAUCGAUCGGUGUGGAGGCUGGAGUGAGCGGUUCGAGCGUGUGAAAUUCAUCAACAGCCCUAACAAGGCCAAAUUCCGUUGGGAGCAUGAGGUCAUCCUUCACGAUAUGGAUGGCUCACUUACAGGUAAUGUUGGCAGCAAAGUAGUUGCCCGGAGUGACCUGCUAGACCCAGCUCACUGCAAGCCGGGCCCCGAGUGGAAUCAUGGGAACUACCCGGCCAUGGUGUGCGAUGCCUCGGUGCGCUUCCACCGACUCGCCUUCAACAGGCCUAGCCCCAGUUCCCUGGAGGGCAAGAAUGUACUGCUCACCAACGCACACGGUACUAGUGAGGUCCCUUUCCUUAAGAAGCGCCUCACCCACCAGCGGGGCUGGAUGGCUCUGCUGCCCAGCCGCCAAACUUACCGCUGGGCCUUCCAGGACGCCGAACACAUCACCAACAUCUCCUACACGGCCACCUUUUAUGGCCUCGCGGAGGAUGACUACGUCAUCAUAAACCACAACCUGAUGCAGGCGCCUGACAAGUUUUUCACCAAUGGGCUGGACAGAAAUAACUCCGUGACGGGGCUCAGCGCAACCAGCAGCCGCACCGGGGACUGGUUCUUCAACGCGACGAGCCGGGACCUCUAUUACAUGGUGUCGGGGAACGAGUCGGGGCCCACGGGACGGCCCUCGUCCUCCUCGCUGGACGCGAGCUUGCGGAACCAGAACGUGAUGCUUCAGGUGCUGCGCUGCUUCUACGAGGGAUGCAUCGUUCCGAAAGUCAAGCCCGUUCCUCCCAAUGCCGUGAAAUACGACCUGUGGUCAAACAGCAGCUUCUGGCUCGCGUCGCCCGAGAACGACCACUCCGUGCCGGCCGAGGGCAGCAACGUCACGGUGCCGCCAGGUUCCUGGCUGGUCCUGGACGUGGCCCCGCCCGUGCUGCACCGGCUCACCGUGUACGGGGUGCUUGAGGUGCCGGUCGACGUGUGGAACCGCAGUGCCCCACCGCUGGUGCUGAACGUCACCUAUCUAUCCAUCCAGGGCGGGCGUUUCAUCGCGGGCCGGGAGGAUAGUCCGCUGGAGGGGGACUUCUCUGUGGUGCUGCGCGGUGACCAUCUCACCCCGGACUGGCCCCUUCCCAACGGACCCAACCAGGGCUCCAAAGUGAUCGGCGUAUUCGGGGGCUUGGACCUGCACGGCACGAACCACUCCGUGUACAAAACAAAACUGGGCCAAACGGCUGCAGCCGGGAGCGGCAGCAUCACGCUCGCCAGCCCUGUUGACUGGAAGGUGGGCAGUGACGUCGUGAUCAGCACCAGCAGCUAUGACAGCUGGCAGACGGAGACUCGGCGCGUCACGGCCAUAUCCGCCGAUGGGCGCACGUUGUCCCUCAACGCCACCCUGCAGCACUCGCAUAAGGGAGAGACGCACACCAUGCAGGACGCGCGCUACACGCUGGCGACCGACGUGGGCCUCCUCACGCGCAACGUGCGGGUGCUGGGCCAUGACCAGCCCGCCUGGUACUCCGAGUCGUUCGGGGCACGCGUGCUGGUCAGCGCCUAUGCCUCCGGGGAAACGGAGUACCGAGGGUUCGCACGCAUCAGCAACGUGGAGUUCUACCACAGCGGCCAGGAGGGAUACCGCGAGCCGACAGACCCACGCUACUCCGUCGCCUUCCUGGGGCUGGGCCAGGCAAACAGUGAGACCCCGUCCUACGUGCGGGGCUGCUCUUUCCACCACGGAUUCGCUCCGGCCAUCGGCGUGUUCAGCACAGACGGCGUUGACAUCGACGACAACGUUGUGCACUUCACCGUCGGAGAGGGCAUCCGUGUGGAAGGGGGACACGUGCGCAUACGCAGGAACCUGGUCACCCUCUCCGUGUGGCCGGGGACCUACCAAGACCGCCUAGAGACAAACAACCUACUGCUGUGGCCUGCAGCCAUACAGGUGCACGAAGCCACCGAUGUGGUGCUGCAGGGAAACGUGGUGGCCGGAUUUGAAAGGUUAGGAUUCCGGAUCGAUGGUGAACCCUGUCCAGGUGUGUCGAGUGCCGUGGCGGCGUGGAGCGACAACGAGGUGCACGGGGGCCUCUUCGGGGUCUACAUGAACAAAGACGGCUACCCUGGCUGCUCCCACAUCCAGGGCUUCCUCAUCUGGAGCUGCUGGGACUACGGCAUCUACUUCCAGGUGACGGAGAGCGUGCGGGUAUCCAACGUCUCACUGGUGGACAACGGCAUGGGGCUCAUGUCCAUCAUCUACUCCCCUCUGGCCACCAGCCACAAGUACUCCCAAAAGACCGUGCUCGUGCAGAAUUCUCUGGUGGUGGGCACCAGCCCGUCCUUCAGUUGCUCGGAUCGGCUGACGAACACCAACCCCAACGUGCAGUUGACCAUGGAGCAUCGUAGCCCCCGCCCUGCCACCAACGGGAGGAGUGGCAUCUGCUGGCCGACCUUUGCCUCGGGCCACAACAGAGCUCCGGAGAAGCCCCACGCCGGGAUCAUGAGCUACAACGCCAUCAGUGGCAUGAUGCUCGUCGAAGAUGUCGUGUUUGCGGGCUUCGGAGAGGCAUGCUCCGGCAAGAGGAGUGUGGCCUUCAUGACCAAUCCGCUCAACGAGGACCUCCAGCACCCGGUCCACACACGGCGCCUCCGUUGGUUUGACGCUCCCGCCAGCGCACGCGUCUUCAUCCACAGGCCCGACCUGAGCAAGGUGAACCCGUCGGAUUGCGUGGACAUGGACUGCGACGCCAAGAAGAAGGCCCUGCUGCGGGACCUCGACGGCUCGCUGCUCGGAGGCUCCGCCGGCGCCGUGGUGCCGCAGUCCGAGUACGAGUGGGACGGAGACCCCCGCCACGGCUUGGGGGACUAUCGCAUCCCUCGCACGCUGCUCACCAGAGCCGACGGCUCCCGCAUCCCCGUCGCCAGCAUCGCGCCCAACAAGGGCGUGGUGCGCGACGCCACCUGCGUGCUGGAGGCCGCGUGGCAGGCGUGGCGCUGCUCGGGCCUGCAGUACGAGAUGCUCGUCAUCGAGAGCCUGGACCCCGACACGGAGACGCGUCGCCUCUCCCCCGUGGCGCUGCUCGCCAACGGCUACGUCGACCUCAUCAACGGCCCACAGGACCACGGCUGGUGCACAGGGUACACGUGCCAGCGCCGCAUCUCUCUGUUCCACGGAGUGGUGGCCGCCAACACGUCGUACAGCCUGCACUUCACCAGCACCAGCCCCCAGCACCUGCGCCUCAUGAUGCUCAACGCGGAGCCCGAGACGGCGGUGCGCGUGGGGGUGUUCUAUUCCACGCCUCAGCGCCUGGACGUCUACGUGGACGGAGCGCUGGUGGCGCCCGGCAAUGCUCAGUGGAACGCGGAGCGAACUGAGUACACUCUUGUGGCCCCCAGCUAUGAAGGCGAAUUCGUGCCGGCGGUGAGCUCCUCCGUUGCGGGCGCCAACUACUUCGAGCGCGGGGAGCAGACUCUGCACGUGGUGCUGCGGGGCGGGGCGCCCGUGGAGGUGCGCGUCUCGCCGAUGCUCUUCGUCUCCUUCGACGUGCCCGCCAUGACGCUGGAGGCGUUCUACUCGUCGGAGCUGGUGCCCAAGCUGGCGCUGCUGCUCGGCGUGCCGGCCGACAAGCUGCGCGCGACGCGCGUCGUGCGCGAGGACGGCGGCGCGCGCCGGCGCCGGAGGAGGCGCUCGGCCACGGUGCUGCACGUGGAGAUCGCCGUCUCCGGUCGGCCGCCGCUCAGGCUCCCCGCCGACGACGGAGACGCCUCAUCUGGCCUGACGUGGGCCGAGCUGCAGGAAGCGACAAAGCGGCUCUCUGCAUCGCUGCAGCUUGGCAAUCUUAGCACUGCCCUGGGAGUGAACAUCACAGGAGCCAAGAUCAUCAAACCCAUGCCGCCUGCGGGCAGUGUGGCAUGGGAUAAGAUGGCCUCGGUGCCAGUGAACUGGUCUGACCCCUGGCUGCCCGUGCCGGAGCUGGGCUCUCUGGUGCUGGCAGUCGAGCCCAUGGCUGGGCCCCUAGGCCAACCUUUCCUCGUGCAGCCCGCCCUCCGAGCCGAUGACCGAGAUGGUAACUGCAUGGAGUUUGGGGUCACAUCGUGGAGUGUCCUGGCUCUCCUGAAAAACACAUCGGGUGAGAUGGUGCCGUACCUCAAUGGCACCAAAACCAUCGCAUUUUCGGGCUGCUGGGCCAACUUCAGUGAUUUGAGCAUCACCCAAACAGGGGAGUUUGUAAUGGAGUUUGUGCUGGAGGGGUCGUUCCGUGCCCACUCCCGGGCGAUGAUGGUGCAGCAGGGCAGGAGCCCUGCUGAUGGACUGACCGCAUCCCAGCGCACAGUGCUCAUCUUGGGGCUGGCCGUGCCGCUCUCGUUGCUUCUGCUCGUCCUCAUUGUCGUGAUGAUCGUCCGCUCUGCGUCCUCAAAGGCUUACGUGGUUCCACAGGGAUCAGAUUCGAAAUCCCAGGUUAACCCUGAGGUCUACACGCACAGCAACCAAGUGUACAACAGCAUGCCGGACAACACUUCUCUUCCAGCCGUGACACAGGAGAAGAAUAUGCUGGCUGAGCCAGCAAGCAUGUAGCAAUGGAUACAUCGCAAUGCAGUCCAGUAGCUGCACGAGGGUGGACAUUGGUGAGACGCGACGGUGGAGAUAACUUACAGAUCGAGAGAGCAGUCUUCACCUUCUGCGUUAUCAGUCUUCAAUCCUCAUGCAUCUGCCGGAGCCCUCAAGCCCGAAUAUUCAAUAAGGUGGACAUUUAAAGUCUGCCUCAAGUGUAACCCAAAGAUGAAAAGUUGUUCAGUGCCGAGUGAGCCCUCACAUUUAAAUAUACAUAUUCGUAGGGAAUAGCAACUGGGUAUGAAAUCAGACAUUAAGCAUUAGCCAAUAUCCAAUUCUUUUAUAAAAUUGAUUUCAUUCAAGGACACAAAAACACCACGCAGACAUCCGAGAGGGAAACAGACAAAGCUCACAAUAGCACAACAGUCUGCAGCAAUUCGCCCUCAAAUCGGGGUCCUGUUGAAAGCAUUUGGGCUCACUGCCCUGCCAAUUUCCAGUCUUAAUAUAUUUCAUGCACAAUCACGUGAUAUUAAUAUAAUGAAGUGAUUUUGUUUCCAUAAGCUAUGAGAGUCCUGGUUACUUUGACCUAUGAUGAGCUGGUUCUUCCUCAAGCCUCUUCAGUGCAUUACGGAAUUCGCAAUACGUUAUUGAAAUUAAACGUUAAUAACCCGGUCACAUGAGGGAUAACCGGACACAUGUGGCUAAGCGUAGACAAGGUGCACGGUUUCCCACUGCUGCUGCACACACUCUGUGUGCAAAACGAUCAUUCAGCAGUAGGGAGAUGGCUCACCGGUGGAUCUCAACCCUGCAAAUGAAGCUUCUCACCACAAGCGUAGAGUUCGUACAUUUUGUGUGAACGCUGAAAAUGUCGACCGGCAUAGUCCCAUUUCAUAUUCUAACCCGGACACAGCACAGCAGUGAGCUUUACAUAGCCGCAUACUUUGCAUACGUGUAAAAAUAAUGUUAAAAUUAUAUGUUCACUGUAAGUUGCGAGAUCAAAUCCGGGGUCACAAACAGGAAAUGAGCAGCAGCUCCAUCGCUUUGACUCUGACUCUAUAAUUAUGUAGUGUUUCUAAAGACGAAUAAACUUCUUAUGAGGCA
Petromyzon marinus (sea lamprey) is the source of this 14360-nucleotide messenger RNA. RefSeq names its product PKHD1 like 1 (gene PKHD1L1). Lineage: Eukaryota; Metazoa; Chordata; Hyperoartia; Petromyzontiformes; Petromyzontidae. The record is from RefSeq and is a predicted model, not a curated record.